AUUUAGACGACCCAAAAGAACAAGAGAAACUGAGAAAAGACUCGUCGCAAACAGGAGAAAAUGAAAAAGACCAGAAGAAGUAUGACUUAUUGGAAGAGCGUCUUCGUGCUAUCGAAGGAGUUGAUAGGUUUGGUACCAUGGACGCAACUGAGCUAUGCUUAGUGCCGGAUGUAUUGAUCCCUGCCAAGUUCAAGGUUCCGAAAUUUGAAAAAUAUGACGGAACAAAAUGUCCCAUGGCACAUAUUACCAUGUAUUGUCGGAAGAUGGCUGCACAGUCUCACGAUGGUAAGUUACUGAUCCAUUUUUUCCAAGACAACUUGACUGGGUCAGCUGCUCGGUGGUACGUACAGCUAGAUCGAAACCGUAUUAAGACUUGGAAAGACUUAGCAAGAGCCUUCAUAGCUCAAUACAAGCAUGUGGCUGAAUUAGCCCCUGAUCGGUUGUCAUUGCAGACUAUGAAAAAGAAGCAAAGCGAGAACUUCAAGGAAUAUGCCCAAAGGUGGAUAGAUACAGCAGCGCAAGUUCAGCCACCUCUCACUGAUAAGGAGAUGACUGUUUUGUUCAUAAAUACCCUCCGAGCUCCAUUCUAUGAGCUCUUGAUCGGCAAUGCCAUGAAAAACUUUACAGAUUUGGUCUUAUCGGGAGAAAUAAUAGAAGGAGCUAUCAAAAGUGGAAAAAUUGAAGGGCAUGAAGUUGCCAGCUCAAAGAAAGGGAGUACGCCCAAGAAGAAAGAAGGGGAUGUGCAAGCAGUCGCUCAUGAUAGCCAACAAGCCCACAACUUUAACCCAUAUUACCCGUACCCCCCAUACCAACCCUUCUAUCCAAACAUAGGCAACAUCACACAAAACCCAUAUGUGUACCAACCUGUCCCGCAACCAACAUUUCAAACCAAUGUUCUUCCACAAACUCCACCACUAAGACCGGUAGCUUCAACCAAUAAUCCUGGCCAUGAACCACUCCGACCACCUUUCCCGAAAUGGUAUAAUCCAAAUGCGCAUUGUGAUUACCAUUUUGGAAUUCAAGGGCACUCCACCGAGAAUUGCACUGCUUUAAAAUAUAAAGUUCAAGCACUCAUUAAGGCAGGGCUUUUAAAUUUUGUCAAAAAAGAUAGUUCGAGUGUUGAUGGGAACCCGUUACCAAAUCAUGGAAGACCGACUGUAAAUGCCAUACAUGAAGGGAUGAUUCGAAGGGUGAAAAAGGGUAUUGAUGAGAUUCAAACGCCAAUGGAUAAAGUGUUUGAGGCGUUGUCCAAGAUAAAUGCCAUUACUCCAGAACCCAUCGACACACAGGAAUUAGGGCAUGAUCUCGCUUAUUCUUGCAAAUUUCAUAUGGGGGCAAUUGGGCAUUCCAUUCAAAAUUGUGAUAGCUUUCGUCGUAAGUUGCAAGAAUUGAUGGAUUCAUCGGUAAUUGAGUUUUAUGAGGAAGCUGAAGAGAAUUUGGUCGGAACCAUAAAUGGAGACACCCCAGCUGAAGUGGCAUCAAGUUCAUUCGGGGGGAACAAACCUAAACCACUCACUAUCUUCUACGAAGAAAACAGAAGCCCGAUGAAUGAUACAUCCCCAACUAUGAUCAGAAGUGGUAUUACCAUCGAAGUCCCUAGUCCAUUCCCUUACAAGAGCGAUAAGGCUGUCCCAUGGAAUUAUGAGUGUAAUAUUUUGGGCACAGCUUCAUCCGCCCUUCAAGCAUCUUUUGAAGAUCUAACUGGUGUGGGGGGUAUAACGCGAAAUGGGAGAUGUUAUUCCCCUGAGAUAGCGGAAAGAGUUAGAAAGGGGAAACCAACAUAG
Molecule: messenger RNA, 1784 nt
Organism: Theobroma cacao (cacao)
Lineage: Eukaryota; Viridiplantae; Streptophyta; Magnoliopsida; Malvales; Malvaceae
Source: RefSeq, a predicted model, not a curated record